ACAUCCACUCCGAAGAGGACCCCUAGUAGCUGUCUGUCAAGAUGCCUGUCUGAAAUAUCGCGUGCAGUAGCUCAAUAUAAUCACCAGGUGGCGCCUUGUAUCACAGUCAGGACGCUCCUGGGGACCUGACACUCAGGAUGGAUAUUUCUGACGGCUCGUCCCUUUGUCUCGUUUAAAAGACGAGCUGGCACAAGAUUGACAACGCCAGGACACAGUCCAGCUGCCCACACUGUGGCCCCACUGUGUGCAAGCUGCUGGACUGACUGGGCUGCAUGCGCGCCUGUGUCGCGCGCUACUGGUGGGCUGUGCGCUGUCACGCGCCGAAGGUGCCAUGAAAUGAAGAAAACUCACUUGCGGAGGGGAAGAGCAUUAUUUAUAAGAGCGCGUAUGGGAACAUAGGAUAAAUUGGAUUAUUAGCUCACUCGACUCAACAAUGGCCAAAAACACAUCUCUUUAUUUCAGAAUUGUGGAGGGCAGGAACCUGCCGGCCAAAGACGUCUCCGGAACCAGUGAUCCAUACUGCAUUGUAAAAGUUGACAAUGAAGUUGUGGCCAGGACUGCCACAGUGUGGAAGAACCUCAGUCCUUUCUGGGGUGAAGAGUACACGCUGCACCUCCCGAUGGGGUUCCAUUCACUCUCCUUUCUUGUCAUGGACGAGGACACGAUUGGCCAUGAUGAUGUUAUUGGAAAGAUAACUCUGACCAAAGAAGCCAUUGGAUCCCAAUCUAAAGGAAUAGAUUGUUGGCUGAAUCUGACGAGGGUCGACCCUGAUGACGAAGUCCAGGGAGAGAUCCAUCUGAGUCUGGAGCUACUGAAAGAUACAGAGAAGCUCAGCCUGCGAUGUCAAGUCAUUGAAGCCAGGGACUUGGCUCCAAGAGACAUUUCCGGAACCUCUGAUCCUUUUACAAGAGUUAUUUUCAACAAUCACAGUGCAGAGACCUCGAUUAUCAAGAAGACCCGUUUCCCUCACUGGGGAGAGACCCUGGAGCUGGAGUUGGAUCCAGAGGAGCUGAGUGAGGAGGGGUCUGUCACUGUGGAGGUCUGGGACUGGGACAUGGUGGGCAAGAAUGAUUUUCUGGGAAAGGUGGAAAUCCCUUUUGCUUGUUUGCACAAGACACCUCCGUUAGAGGGUUGGUUUCGUUUGCUUCCCUUGGGAAACAAUGAGGUUGAUGCCGGAGGCAAGCUGGGAGCGCUGCGUCUGAAGGUGCGUCUGGUGGAGGAUCGGAUCUUGCCAUCUGUGUACUAUCAGCCCCUCAUUCACCUUCUGGUGGAGUCAGUCAUCUCCCCUACAGAGGUGGAGGAGAGCACUGCACUCACCAUGCUGGAGGAGGUGAACACGGUCGAGAGCCGGCAGGAUGUGGCAAUGACUCUGGUGAAGAUCUACCUGGGCCAGGGCCUGGUGGUGCCUUUCCUGGACUAUCUCAACACUCGGGAGGUCAACAACACCACUGAUCCAAACACAUUAUUUCGGUCCAACUCACUUUCCUCCAAGGCCAUGGAACAGUUCAUGAAGGCUGUUGGCAUGCUGUAUUUGCACGAGGUGCUGAAGCCCAUCAUCAACCGCAUCUUUGAUGAGAAGAAGUACAUCGAGCUGGACCCGUGUAAGAUCGACCUGAAUCGCACAAGACGGAUUUCAUUUAAGGGUGCCGUGUCAGAGGCAGAGGUGCGGGACAGCAGCGUGGAGAUGCUGCAGAGCUACUUAACCAGCAUCAUUGAAUCAAUCGUGGGCUCAGUCGACCAGUGUCCUCCUGUCAUGAGAGUGGCCUUCAAACAGCUACAUAAGAGAGUGGAGGAGCAAUUUGCUGAACCUGAGAAUGAGGAUGUGAAGUAUUUGGCCAUCAGUGGAUUCUUUUUCCUGCGUUUCUUUGCUCCUGCCAUCCUUACACCUAAACUGUUCCAGCUGAGAGAUCAGCACGCCGAUACGCGUACAAGCAGAACGCUGCUACUGCUGGCCAAGGCACUGCAAAGUGUCGGGAACUUGGGCCUUCAGCUGGGUCACGGAAAGGAGCAGUGGAUGGAGCCUCUUCAUCCCAUCAUCCUGCGCAGUGUGGCCUCCGUUAAAGACUUCCUGGACAAGUUGAUUGACAUAGAUCACGACAUCGUGUCCGAGGUGCCACAGAGGGCUAUAUUCAUGCCCUCAGUCACAGUGAAAGAGGGAUACCUCCAAAAACACAAGGCAGAAGGACCCCAACUGCUAUCCCGCUUUGCCUUUAAAAAACGCUACUUUUGGUUGACGAGUGAGACGCUGUCCUACGCCAAGACGCCUGAUUGGCAGGUGCGCUCCUCAAUCCCUAUUCAGUGCGUGUGUGCCGUGGAGAGGGUGGACGAAAAUGCCUUUCAGCAGCAGAAUGUAAUGCAGGUCAUCACCCAGGACAACGACGGACAGCUGCACACCAUGUACAUCCAGUGCAAGAAUGUGAAUGAGCUGAACCAGUGGCUGUCAGCGAUCAGGAAAGUCAGCAUCUACAAUGAGCGCAUGCUGCCCUCUUUCCACCCAGGGGCUCAUCGCAGUGGCAAAUGGACCUGCUGCCUGCAGGCCGACCGGGCUGUUACAGGCUGCAGUAGAACCCACUCAGCUGUGACUCUGGGUGACUGGAGUGACCCGUUGGAUCCUGACGUAGAGUCGCAGACCAUAUUCAAGCAGCUGCUCCAGGGCAAAGAAAAACUCAGGAAAAAAUAUUUGGAGACGCCAGACGCUGAUCAGACGUCCAGCAAUCAGGCAAAUAUCAACUCUCACCCUGAUGGAGCAGAAUGCAACGUUCAGCAGAUGAAGCCAGGUCAGAGCAUCGCUGCUCGACUGCUGGUGGUGAUAGACGAUCUGGAGCAGGCUCACGCCACCUUCCAGCGCAGAGAAAAAGAGGACGGCACCAGUGUCAUUCUGAAUCCCUAGACUCCACACAGACUGGGAUCCACUACUAAUGCCUGAAGGUGGGGGGUGGGGGGGCAACAUCCUGUACCAACACAAGUGAGCAUCACAUAUUCACUCUCUUGAUUGUCAGGGAGAAAAGUGGCCACAGGGUGCAGCCUCUUUCAGCUUUUUAGUACAUUUCCCGCUGUAAAGAGCAGAGGGAAUUCUGCCACUUUUAAUCUUUUUGUAUUCUCUGAGUGCCACCAACUUCAACAGCGCCGGGGAGAGAUUAUACUACUAACGAUAAAGGGAGGGCGAGGGACUUUGAAGCAUGAUCUGACUUGAUUUUUUUUUUUUUUUAUGUAGAUAACAAGCAAUCUCUUGCAUGACCUGCAUCCUCUUGUGAAAUGUGAAAAGAAGCUUUUAUAUUUUGAGAUACUGUACAGGACCUCAGUCAGGGUCACACAUUUUUAUGCAAAAGCUUGUUGUAGUGUAAUCUACAGUACCUGAAUGUAAGGUGUUUUGAUAUUGCUUUUAUCAACAUUUUGUAUUUUAUUGAGAUAAUUCAAUAAUAUCACCAUGGUCGCGAUGUAGCAGUGACAUUAACGUUAUAGGUCAUACCGACACAAGUUUAUUACACGCUGGUGCACAUGCCACAGUAAAACGCAGCCUGUACAGAGCAAAAAUGAAUAGUAAUUUAAAUGUUGCUUUGGUCCCUUUAUACAAAACAAUGUGCUUUUGUUUGGUGCUAUGGCCAGUCAAUUUAAUUGUUUGGUUCUGAUGUAAUUUGCAUAUUUAAAAUGACCUUACACUUGAUGUACUGUAGCCAUACCUAAAGUCCUAAGAGUAAUAUUUACCUGUUCACAAUAAGGGGUGAGAACCAGAGAAGUGUAAGUGACAUUUUGGGCAGAAAUUAGUUAUACAUAUAUUAAAUGAAAGCUCUUGAUGAGCUCUUUCUACUGCCAAAAGGAGCUGUUAAUAAAAAACCAAAAGGCUUAACACUGAACACACUGAAAUAUGUGGGGCCAAAAAGGACAUAAAUGCACUUACUCACUUUUUUUUAAAUAAAUGACAAAAUAGGAAGAAAUAAUGAACUUCAGGCACUCAGAAAAAGAGGCUUUUUUUUUCAAAAUAAAUGGAAUAUGUCAAAAAUUAUAUCAAAAAUGAGGGAAUAUAUAAUUUUCUUUUUUAAUUUCUGCACCCUGACAAAGACCAUAGAGUCAAAACCAAUUGGUGUUUUAAUGUAAGCAGCCAUGUUUUGAUAUAAAGGCUUUUUAACUUAAUUCAAAUGCAUCUGUUGCAUCAUGCUCCACACGAGUGCCUGAAGUUCAUUUUUGUCUUCCCAUGUGCCGACCCUUUUCUUCGAGAGCACCUGCGUUUUUUCUUGAGUAUCAUAUGAUAAAGACGGUCCUCAAGCACAUUACGGUCCCUCAAAAUGUCAAAAUAUUGUUCAUUAAGUAUAUUGUCAUCCACAUUAUUAAGUUUUGAUAUUAAAGAUUAAAUUAGAUAAAUGUAUUCCGGACAAAGUAUGGUCGUUUUUAGUUUUGGCUGUCUUGUAAAGCUUGUAAAAUGUCAACCUAUGUCCCUCUGGUUCUCACCUCUCAGUGUCCAUGACUGAGACAAUAGAAGUAACAAUUAUGUGAGAUGGUCCCUUUUGAUAAAGUUUACAUUUUCUUGAGAUUUUGGUGCCACUAUAUUCGGCUCACAGGUGUCAGGAUAUGUUUUAGAUGCCAAAUUUGUUUUUAAAAAGGUAAAAAAAAAAAAGAAAGAUUGAAUUUCAAAGCACUCAAAUCACACAAUUUUCUUUACAUAUCUGUUUGACACACAAACUGUACACGGACAUGUUGUAAAGCCAUUUCCUGUAGAGAGAGUAGUGUUUGGUGUCUUUCUCUUAAACAGAGAAGGCCAGUGAGUGUAAUGGAGAUCAGAUCUGGGAUCUCUCAGAUAGCCUCAGCAGGCCACCCUGCCUCUGGAGCUGUUUACGUUAUAUUCCGGUCCAGCUACUGUAGUGUCUGCCUUUCUUUUAGAGGAAGAGCCAUGGCAUAUUUAUGUGUGCAGUAAAGAUUCUUCCUGCCUUUAGAUGUAACACUAUAGUACACAACCGAUAUUCAUACACCAACAAAACUA
Molecule: messenger RNA, 4975 nt
Organism: Epinephelus moara (kelp grouper)
Lineage: Eukaryota; Metazoa; Chordata; Actinopteri; Perciformes; Serranidae
Product: rasGAP-activating-like protein 1
Exons: 22
Coding region: 434-2890 (818 amino acids)
Biological process (GO): negative regulation of Ras protein signal transduction; regulation of GTPase activity; intracellular signal transduction
Molecular function (GO): GTPase activator activity
Source: RefSeq, a predicted model, not a curated record